This is a messenger RNA of Paramacrobiotus metropolitanus, 1628 nucleotides long. Its product is annotated as forkhead box protein I2-like. The transcript has a single exon. The coding region runs from base 149 to 1411 and encodes 420 amino acids. NCBI's taxonomy places the organism in Eukaryota, Metazoa, Tardigrada, Eutardigrada, Parachela, Macrobiotidae. Gene Ontology annotation, molecular function: RNA polymerase II cis-regulatory region sequence-specific DNA binding; DNA-binding transcription factor activity, RNA polymerase II-specific. Gene Ontology annotation, biological process: regulation of transcription by RNA polymerase II; cell differentiation; anatomical structure morphogenesis. The record is from RefSeq and is a predicted model, not a curated record.
AAGCAGUAUAUCGUUAAAUGAUUGUGCGGACAGGAAGCAGUCAGUCAGUUACUCGUUAAACCUGCGCGACAAGUCCGGCUCCGCACUACAUUUGGUUUUUUCUUUUACCCAUAAAACAUCCACAGUUUAACGCAUUUAUCACUUUAGCAUGGAUUUAUCUAAAAUGUCCCAGCCGUCCAGUGCUUUGGCGCACGGCUUUAAUUUGCCGGCAUCACAAAGCAGGUUUACCGGAAGCUCGCCAGUAUUACCCACUGCGGCGCUGAUUAGCAUGCAGGAUUACAGUCAACAGCUCCGUGUCCAGCAAAUGUAUGCCGCUGCUGAGAUUGCACGAUAUCGCAACUUACAGCUACUCCCGUCUGCUCCAUCAGGACUUCCAGGCGCUAGCCCAGCGUCUAACCUUCCGAUCCAUUUUCCUGCAUUCCCGUACAACCCAUUACCCGGUUAUGGCACAUUCCCAGCAGGUUAUCCGCGCACCUUAAUGAGCCGAUUUAUGCUGCGCGAAGAACAGCCCAAGCCAACCUACAGUUACAUUGGAUUAAUUGGCAUGGCAAUCCUGAGCACACCCGAACGACGCAUGAUUUUGUCCGACAUUUAUCAAUGGAUACUGGAUCACUAUCCAUAUUUCCGCACGCGGGCACCCGGUUGGAAAAACAGCAUUCGACACAAUCUGUCACUGAACGCGUGUUUUGUAAAGUGCGCGCGCUCGGCAACGGGCAAAGGUCACUAUUGGGCCAUCCACCCGGCCAACAUUAAAGACUUUGAGCGGGGGGAUUUUCGCCGCCGUAAAGCCCAACAGAAAGUCCACCGCAUGAUGGGAAUGGUUGUACCUGAUGAAGACGACGAAGACGAUAGCCCGUGUCCAUCAAUAACCGAUGAGAAACCGGACGGGGACGCAUCAAAUCCCAGCCUAUGUCAAACGCCUUACCGGUCGCUGACUAUCGCCCCAGAAGAAACAUCUCAAAAAGAACGCAGUUCGGCACCGCGCAACAGAAAAUGUUUCGACGUGGAGAGUUUGUUGGCGCCCGAUUGUGGACGCCAUCAAAAAUUAAAGAUCAUGGAUUGUGAGAAUUCGUACGUGGACGCUGAAACUUCAACCUCUGAAGAGAAGCCACAACAUUGCCAGGAAACUAAUACUGCGAAAGCCAACAGCCACAAGCAUCCUCAGCAUGCUGUGCAUACUAAUGGCAAACUUUGCACGGAAUCCAGAUUUCCUCCUGCUGAUCAAUUUGUUUCGACUCCGGCUGAACACCAUUUCCCGGAUGCAAUGCACCGACCAGAAUGCCGCGAAUUAAGUACCGCCGAUACAACCUCACAAAAAUGGAAGGAAUCCUAUGCGAGAAUCAUCGCGCGCUCAUAUUGCAACACAAAGUCUGCCCCUUCUGCAGUGGUAAUCAAGGAAGUGGCUGACUGACGACGGGAUUAUAAUGCAAACCCGGAACUGCGGAAAUAAUACGAAUCGCCUAGCCAGUUUUUGGUUUUUCGGUAGCUGUACAUAUUUUUUGUUUUAACUUGUGUGUCUAUCAGUCCAGUUACAACCUUUACGGCGCACGCAUGCAGCUCUAUCGACAAAGCUCUUUAAUUAUUUUACCUCGGUUUACUGAAACAAUCGAUUGCAGUGGCCAGAUGAA